AAUAGCUUUAAAACCCUAGCAUUUACUCUUCUCGCACUUGUCUCCUUCCCGAGCUUCGUUUUCUGCUCUGAACUUCGAGACGGCUUUAAUGGCGUCAGAGAAGAAGCUAUCUAAUCCUAUGCGCGAUAUCAAAGUCCAAAAACUCGUUCUCAACAUCUCUGUUGGUGAAAGUGGUGAUCGUCUUACCAGAGCCGCAAAGGUGCUCGAGCAGCUCAGUGGGCAAUCUCCAGUCUUUUCCAAGGCUCGGUAUACCGUUCGAUCGUUUGGGAUCAGGCGUAACGAAAAGAUCGCGUGUUAUGUGACCGUGAGGGGUGAUAAAGCAAUGCAGCUUCUUGAGAGUGGUUUGAAGGUUAAGGAGUAUGAGCUAUUGCGCCGGAACUUUAGCGAUACUGGUUGCUUUGGUUUCGGAAUUCAGGAGCAUAUUGAUCUCGGAAUUAAGUAUGAUCCUUCUACGGGUAUUUAUGGUAUGGACUUCUAUGUUGUUCUGGAACGACCAGGUUACCGUGUAGGUCGUCGCCGUAGAUGCAAAUCAAGUGUUGGAAUUCAGCAUAGAGUCACUAAAGAGGAUGCCAUGAAGUGGUUCCAAGUCAAAUAUGAAGGAGUUAUUCUGAACAAGUCUCAAAAUAUAUCCUAGAAAAGGUUCUCUACUAUCUUUGAUGGCAUGUUCAAAUUUUGGCAAUGUGUUUAGUACUUUAAGAUUUGUCUGUCAGAGCUAUUUCUUUUUUAAGGAGAGUUUAAGCAUUUCUUAUUCUAUAGUGUACUUUGUUUCAACUCAGUAUACAAUUUUUUUGGUUGAUAGGGUGCCAAUUGUUUUGUUAUGAAA
This is a messenger RNA of Cucurbita pepo subsp. pepo (vegetable marrow), 823 nucleotides long. Its product is annotated as large ribosomal subunit protein uL5z. Lineage: Eukaryota; Viridiplantae; Streptophyta; Magnoliopsida; Cucurbitales; Cucurbitaceae. Gene Ontology annotation, biological process: translation. Gene Ontology annotation, cellular component: ribosome. Gene Ontology annotation, molecular function: structural constituent of ribosome. The record is from RefSeq and is a predicted model, not a curated record.